GAGCGCGACUUGUGACGUCAACGUCUUGCCGCGCAGUGAUGAUGGCGGUACGUGAACGCGCAGUGAAAGUAAUGGCUGCUGUGGAUCGGCGGGUUCCUAGCCUCGAUGAUUUCGUGGGUCAAAGCUGGACUGCCUGGAGCGAGUGGGCUGGUGUGACCGCACCCGACGGCCCUGAUGUGGAUGGCUGCAGUAAAAAUGGUGAAAAGGCUGCAGAGGCAAUGUCACUCAGUAAGGAGGAUAUGUCAAUCUUUGGCCUGUACCCCGGCCACGACGACUUCUACCUUGUGGUGUGUAGCCACUGUGGUCAAGUCGUGAAGCCACAGGCCUUCGAGAAGCACUGCGAGCGAAGACAUGGCUCCCUGGCCAAACUUUAUGCGCGGAUUCGCUCCCCCACUCCAGCUCCACAGCCCCAGCAGAAGCCUCUUCAUAGCCAUUCCCCUUCUCAUGGGACCAAUGCCAUUCCAUCUUCAUCUUGGGACGGUCGAGGUCAAGGUGUCGGGUCAGUUAGACCGGCUCCACCAGCCCCUUCCACGCCACCCCAGCACAGACCCACCAAGAACACCAAGGAAGGCGCACGACAUUUCCCACUGGAAAAAUCAUCCCACGGCAGCCACGUAGAUUCAUCAGUAUUGAAGCAGCAGCCGCCGCCUGUGGAGCUGCCCAUCAGCUCUCCACCGCCGUCCCUUAGGGAUCCCCCCUGGCCACACGGGGACACCCCACCGGGUAGGCCUUCACCCGCAGACCGACCGAUCACCCAAAGAAAGGAUUCCUCUCCAGCUUCUAUGGUACCAAGCCACCGUAUUCCCAGGCCCUACAACAAAAUGGCCUCCAAGAGAGAGUGUGACUUGGACAAACACUGUGGUGUCCUUGACCCUGACAGGAAGAAAGUGUGCACUCGUCUCCUCACAUGCAAUAUCCACUCCAUCCACCAGCGUAGGAAGGUGCUGGGCCGCAGUAAGAAUUUCGACCAGUUAGUGGCGGAACUCAAGACCAAGGUUCGUGAGAAGGGGGCUCAGUUGCUGGAGGGAGGUGGUUCCUCCUCUGGACGGUCCCCCAGCCCAGAGGCACCUAAAGAGCAAGCCGGAGCUCCACAUUGCCGCAGACCUUUGGCCAGCCUCCCUGCUUUCAGUCGCUCCACAGGCGUAUCGGACAACACGGCAGAGGACGACAGGCAGAUGCAGGAUGAGGGGAACCUCCGGGCUUCCUCCCCUCUUGUCCAUGGAACCAUUUCCAGUGAUGAAAGUGACGCAGACGGAUCAGAGGAGCCGAUUGAGUUCUCGUCUUCUGCUGCACACCCACGACCGCUAGCAAUGUGUUCAUUUGGAGGAAGUAUGUUGGGCCACGGCAUCUACACAUUUGAUAGAAGGCUUCACCAUCUGAGGUCCGCUUUCAGCAGCAUGCUAGAGCAGCACAUCAGUGCACAUCUCUGGAAGAAAAUACCUCAAGCCACCGACCUUCAGUGUCCAACCUCCUCAGCCAAGAUCAUCACCUCCUCGUCUCCUGCGUCAAUCACCAGCGGAUCCCCGACCUCCUCCUUCCAUUCUAAAGUCCGCACCGCCGCUCAUAUCAAGUCCUCUCUCAAAAAUGUUUCGUCCUCUUCAUCUUCCAGUCGUGUGGCUGGGAGGUCGUCAGAGAACUCCGGUGGGGGCGGAAUGGGCGGCAGUCACUUGACGUCUCUAGGUAAUCCUGCGAUGGUGCAUCACACAGGUCCGGGACGGCCCAAGAACCCCGUAGGGCGUCCUAGCAAGCAGCCGCUGAAGCUGCGAGAGGAAGCUCCCUCCCAUAAGCGAAAAGCCCCCUCCCAGGAGGAGCAUUCGGGCCCCAACAGGAACUGCGUCAUUUUACACGACCGGGGCCGCCCGCCUUCCUCGGCUUCUUCCCCCUCUCCCUUCCCGUCGUCCUCUAAAGCCCCCAUUCUCUCACCGCUUCCCCACGGACAGACCAAUGGCACGCUUUCUUCUAGCAGCAAACCCCGCCCCCAGCCCGCCCCCUCGGAACCCCACUCACCAGCUUCGAAGACAGUUUGGACGUACAGACGGACUCACCCCACACUGGCGCACUCGUCGCCCCCGGAGUCCUCGUCCAUCAACAGCGCCCACGGUCGGAACUCCACGGGGGACUCGGGACUACACGGGCAGGGCAGCGGGAGGGGUUUUGAGGGUUUGAUAAAGAAACGUAAGGGAGGCGCCCUCGAGGAGCAGUCCCCCUCAAAAUCCUCAGCGCACCGUCUGCCCUCCUCAUCGUCCUCGUCCGCUCCUGCCUCCUCUUCUCCCCGCUCCAACUUCUACCCUUGGAAGGACAGCAAGGGUGGGGGCCUGGCGGGGGGCAUGGAGAAGAAGCUGGGCACACAGAAGCCAAAACUGCACCAUUAAUCGUGCCUGCCUUACAAGCCACUAGAGGGAGCCAGCUCGCCUCGGUCUCAGACCGACGGAACAGGACAGUGUGCGUGUGUGUGUGCGUGUGACAGGGAGACAGACGGCCUGCACUUUUCUAUGUGAUGGGUAUGCUUGUUUAUUGUCAAGUGGUGCAGUGUGCAUCCUGUGAUGACUUUAUCAACAUGAACAUUUGAAUGGAUGGAUAUGGACUUAGAAAUACCUCAAGUUUAUCUGGUUAUGCUGCUAAAUUAAAUAUGUUGGUUUAUAUAAAAAAUAUAUAUAAAAGAUUAAACAACUCCUUUAUACGUU
Doryrhamphus excisus (bluestripe pipefish) is the source of this 2684-nucleotide messenger RNA. It is a transcript of the gene atxn7l2a, whose product is annotated as ataxin 7-like 2a. The record is from RefSeq and is a predicted model, not a curated record. Lineage: Eukaryota; Metazoa; Chordata; Actinopteri; Syngnathiformes; Syngnathidae.